AGGGCUCUUGAGUGUGGGUUCCCAAGCACAUCAGUUCAAACUCACUAUCACUCACCUACUCACAUCCAUUUAUACACUCUUACUUUCAAUUUCAGUCCCCACCAUCACCAGGGGCCUCACAAGGGGCAGAUCUGGAGGAAAGGGAGGAUGGUCCAGGGCAAGCCAAAGGAGAAGGCACUUACUCCUAUAGGGGACGAGGAAGAAGAAGAGGCUUAAGUGAGGGGGCUGUGUGCUGUGUGUGUUUACACUUGUAAAAGGAAUUCUGAGGGAGAACAGAAAAGCUGAAUGCAGGGGAGGGGAAACAGGACUGGAGAGGAUAUAGGAUCAAGGACUCCUCCCACCCUCAAGGAAGACCAGAUGGAGGGGUGGGAAGAAAUCUCAUUCUAACACCCUAUGGAGUAUUUUGAUUGCCUUCUAUUAAGGCAGCACAUAGGGCCUGAAGGGGUUUCUGACUACAAAUCUGUGCUCUUUUGCUCUACAUUAAUGGGUCAGAGAAGAAAAGGCAGAGGGUGAAGAGGGUAGAGGAUAUCUCAGAGGAGGUCUGCGAAAGCAGUCCAGAGAUGAGGAAAUGAGGAGAAACGGGUAGAAGAAGCAAGGUAAAGAUAGGACCAAGGGACAGAAGUGGGAAGAGGUGGCUUGGGGGUCGGAGCAAAACAUAGACUAGCGUGAAGUCCUUGAAAGUGCAUGGGCUUGAAAUCAGACCAAUUCAGAUUCAAAUCCCAGUUCUGCUGUGUGACUCUGGACAAAAGUGUCUUUUGAGCUAUGGUCUUUAAAAUAUAGAGAUAAUACAAAUGACAAGCAAUGAUGCAUGUGGGUUUCCCUCCCUGCCUCCCUUCACACCCAGUCCUGGUAGGGACCAUGUCCCCUGCCAUCGCACUGGCCUUCCUGCCCCUGGUGGUGACAUUGCUGGUGCGGUACCGGCACUACUUCCGACUGCUGGUGCGUAUGGUCUUGCUGCGGAGCCUCCGAGAUUGCCUUUCAGGGCUGCGGAUUGAGGAGCGGGCCUUCAGCUAUGUGCUCACCCAUGCCCUGCCUGGGGACCCCAGUCACAUCCUCACCACCCUGGACCAUUGGAGCAGCCACUGCGAGUACCUGGGCCACAUGGGGCCUGUCAAAGGUCAGAUCCUGAUGCGGCUGGUGGAGGAAAGGGCCCCUGCUUCUGUGCUAGAGCUGGGCACCCACUGCGGGUACUCCACAUUGCUUAUUGCCCGUGCCCUACCGCCCGGGGGCCGCCUUCUCACCGUGGAGUGGGACCCACGCAUGGCAGCAGUGGCCGAAAAACUCAUUCGCCUGGCUGGCUUCGACGAGCGCACGGUGGAGCUCAUUGUGAGUAGCUCAGAGGAGGUGAUCCCGUGCCUACGAACCCAGUACCAGCUGAACCGGGCAGACAUGGUGCUCCUGGCACACCGGCCCCGAUGUUACCUGCGGGACCUGCAGCUGCUGGAGGCCCAUGCCCUGCUGCCAGCUGGUGCCACUGUGUUGGCUGACCACGUGCUCUUCCCGGGUGCACCUCGCUUCCUGCAGUAUGCCAAGAGCUGUGGCCGCUACCGCUGCCGCCUCCACCACACUGGCCUCCCUGACUUCCCUGCUAUAAAGGACGGCAUAGCCCAGCUCACCUAUACAGGGCCUGGCUAAGGUCUGGGCCCAGGGGUACUUACUGCUGCCCCUCCACCCCCACCCAAGCAAGGACAGCAGAACAUCCCCUACCCUCCCCGCUUGUGGCCUGACACGUGCUGGGCUCAGGGUGGUGGGAGGUUGUCCUCCCACCUGUGGCCUCCCAUUCUGUUCCACACUGAUUCAGGCAUCAAGUUCUGUCAGAUU
Mustela lutreola (European mink) is the source of this 1821-nucleotide messenger RNA. RefSeq names its product transmembrane O-methyltransferase. Lineage: Eukaryota; Metazoa; Chordata; Mammalia; Carnivora; Mustelidae. The record is from RefSeq and is a predicted model, not a curated record. The transcript has 3 exons. Bases 802 to 1635 code for a protein of 277 amino acids. Gene Ontology annotation, molecular function: catechol O-methyltransferase activity. Gene Ontology annotation, biological process: catecholamine catabolic process; dopamine metabolic process; developmental process.